Molecule: messenger RNA, 2165 nt
Organism: Gloeophyllum trabeum ATCC 11539
Lineage: Eukaryota; Fungi; Basidiomycota; Agaricomycetes; Gloeophyllales; Gloeophyllaceae
Product: acid protease
Exons: 6
Coding region: 78-1685 (535 amino acids)
Biological process (GO): proteolysis
Molecular function (GO): aspartic-type endopeptidase activity
Source: RefSeq, a predicted model, not a curated record
CACCCGCCCGCCUGCGCCGACCGUCCAAGUUCUCCUUUGCUACGUGCACAAACCCAUCCGCUCGUUUUCUCCUUGUAAUGCGAUCCCUACUAAUCCCCCUCUCCGCCCUGCUCCUUUCCUCCGACCGCGCGCAAGCCGCCAUCUUCCCGCUGCAGGCCCGGACACGCUCAUGGCACACGCGCGCGGACGUGAACGCCUCGGCGACGAGCAACGGGACGAUCCCCGUGCACAACACCCACAACGCAGAGUACAUCAGCAACAUCACGCUCGGCGGCGUGAGCAUCCCCGUCAUGCUGGACACGGGCAGCUCGGACCUGUGGGUCGCGCAGAAUAUCCCUAACGCGAAGGACACUGGCAAGUCUGCGAAGCUUUCGUACGCCGUGGGGACGGCUGCUGGUGACAUUUAUACCGCACCGCUCGAGUUUGAUGGCUACACCGUACCAGACCAAGCGUUCAUCAUGGUCACGGACACCAAGUCCUUCUCGACCGACAUUAGCGCGCAAGGCUACAACGGCCUCGUCGGGCUGGGACCCAACUCCGGCUCGGUGAUCUACAAAGAGAUCGACAACGCCUCAGGCGACACGAUGCUCAACCGCAUCUUCUCGCAAAACAAGACCUCCUCCAACUUCAUCUCCUUCCUCCUCUCGCGGCUCGGCGACCCGACGGACACGAUCCCCGGCGCGUUCACCAUCUCCGAGGUCGUGCCCGGCUACGAGAACAUCACGAGCAUGCCCAAGAUCGCCGUCGAGAAGGUGCACCGGCUCACGAACGCGGACCAGCACUGGCAGAUCUACACGGACAAGAACGGCGUGAUCGGGCCGGACGGGCAGCCCAUCGCGGUCGACUCGAUCGUACCGAGUGCGCCGGACGGGCAGCUGGUCGCGGUGCUCGACUCGGGGUUCACGCUCCCGCAGGUGCCGCGCGCGAUGUCGGACGCGAUCUACGGGCGCGUGCAGGGCGCGGUGUACGACGAGGACAGCCAGGUGUGGACGGUGCCGUGCGACCAGCUGCUCCAGAUCUCGUUCAAGUUUGGCGGGGUGACGUACCCGGUGCACCCGCUCGACACGGCGACGAGCGAUUUCAACUACACGGACGCGACGGGCAAGGCCAUGUGCAUCGGCGCGUUCCAACCUAUCACCAGCGCGUUCAGCCUGCUCGGUGAAUACGACAUGAUCCUCGGCAUGGCCUUCCUCCGCAACGCGUACACGCUCCUGGACUUUGGCGACUUUGUCGAAGACACCGCGGAAGACACGGGCGACCCCUACGUGCAGCUCCUCCCGCUCACCGACGCCGCGCAAGCCAAGAGCGACUUCAUCGCCGCGCGCCUGAACGGCGUCGACACGACCGGCGACGCCGCGCACGCGCUGCUGCCCGCGUCGCAGAUGAAGCACUCGCCGGAGACGGAGGAGGAGAAGAAGAAGGCGCGCGAGGAGGAGAUCCUGAGCCGCUGGCCGUACAUCCUCGUCGGGUGCCUCGCGUUCGUCGCGCUGAGCGUGGGGCUGUGCGUCUGGCGGUGCUGCUGCCGCCGCGGGAAGAAGGGCGGCAAGGGCGCGAAGGGCGGGAUUCUGGGCGGGGGGCUGAAGGGCAAGCCGGUGUACCAGCCGCUGAGCGAGCCCGCGCCGCCGGCCAUGAAUAUGCAGCCGAUGGGGCAGAGCGCGUAUUCGGAUCCGUAUGGGCGGAGGUGAGGGGAGGUGAAGGAGUGUGCUGCUGCUAUGCUGUUUAGUUUACCAGUUUGUAAGGUACCCCGGGUGGGCGAUGGACCUUGUCGGGUGCGCUUGCGGGUGGUUGUUGUAUAUAUAUAUACACCGGAUUUAAUGCAAGGCGACCUCGCGACCAAAUAUUACUGCUCAUAAGCAAAAGAACGAGGUAAUGUAUAUUACAGGAACAAGAUCCGCUACCCGACGUCGACGGCUAGCCGUCUACUUGUUCCCGACCAUCGUGCGAUAGUCAAACGCUGACGCCCAACCAGGCGAGCACGUUCUGGAGCUUAUCGUACCCCCUCUGGCCGCUGAGCCCGCCGACGACGAUGAUAAAGUGGGCGAGGCCGGCGGCGACGAUGAAGGUGACGACGCUGGUGGCGGAGUACAUGCUGUUCUUGGCGUCGCCGACGUCCAUGAGGGGCUUCGGCGGGGGGAUGUUCGUCACCCAGCGGCGGUCGUCGUCGC